Eutrema salsugineum is the source of this 318-nucleotide messenger RNA. Its product is annotated as U2 small nuclear ribonucleoprotein B'' 2. Gene Ontology annotation, biological process: mRNA splicing, via spliceosome. Gene Ontology annotation, molecular function: RNA binding. The coding region runs from base 1 to 318 and encodes 105 amino acids. NCBI's taxonomy places the organism in Eukaryota, Viridiplantae, Streptophyta, Magnoliopsida, Brassicales, Brassicaceae. Gene Ontology annotation, cellular component: U2 snRNP. The transcript has 2 exons. The record is from RefSeq and is a predicted model, not a curated record.
AUGAAGCAAGAAGAGAAAGAACUGCAUAACCUCUCUGCAAAUUUGCAGCCUUCUUUCCAGCCGAGCGGGCAAGACACGAUGCCAUCAAACAACAUACUCUUCAUUCAUAAUCUUCCCGUUGAGAUGACUAGCAUGAUGCUUCAGCUGAUCUUUGAACAAUGCCCAGGAUUCAAGGAGAUAAGAAUGAUACAAGCAAAACCAGGAAUUGCGUUUGUGGAGCACGAAAACGAUGUUCAAUCUUCUAUGGCCAUUCAGGCUCUUCAAGGUUUGAAAAUCACUCCACAGAAUCCAAUGGUAGUCUCUUUCGCCAAGAAGUGA